AGUAUAAAUUACUUAGCUUUGUGUUUUAUUAUCCACCAGAGUUGGAGGACAGGAGGAGCACCUCUAUGGACAAAGCCAUGGAGAAGAAGGAGGAUGGUGUUUCGACCAAGGAGAUUCGUUAUGGCGGCAUAAAAGCCAUGCCCUUUGUGAUAGGAAACGAGACAUUUGAGAAGCUCGGGACGAUAGGCACCUCCUCCAACCUUCUGGUCUAUCUCACCACUGUCUUCAACAUGAAGAGCAUCACUGCUACUAAUAUCAUUAACAUCUUCAAUGGGACCAUCAAUUUUGCCACCUUGCCCGGAGCUUUCCUCUGCGACACUUACUUUGGCCGUUACAAGACUCUAGGAUUUGCUUCAGUGUCCUCGUUUCUGGGGAUGCUCAUACUUACUCUAACAGCGGCCAUAGAGACGAUGCAUCCUCCUCAUUGUGAGGCAGAGGAGAGCAGCUCGUGCCGUGGACCGACAUUUUGGCAAAUGGCGUUUCUGCUCAGCGGGUUUGGACUGCUUGUGAUUGGAGGUGGCGGGAUUAGACCUUGUAACCUGGCAUUCGGUGCUGACCAGUUCAAUCCCAAUACGGCAUCCGGGAAGAGGGGAAUUAGUAGCUUCUUCAAUUGGUACUAUUUCACCUUUACUUUUGCCAUGAUGGUAUCUUUGACGAUCAUCGUCUACGUGCAAGCUGAUGUGAGUUGGGCUUGGGGAUUGGCCAUUCCCACGUUCCUCAUGUUCUUGUCAUGUGCUCUCUUCUUUGUGGGAACGAGAAUAUACGUAAAAGUUAAACCAGAUGGUAGUCCGCUGGCAAGUGCCUCACGGGUGAUGGUGGCAGCAAUAAAGAAGAGGAAGUUGAAGUUGCCGGACCAGCCAUGUCUCUCCUUGUAUGACUAUGUUCUAAGCAGUUCUAUCAACUCCAAGCUCCCUCACACCGAUCAAUUCAGAUUCGUCGACAAAGCCGCAAUCAUCACUCCACAAGACCAAAUUAACCAUGAUGGAUCAGCAGCCAAUCCAUGGAGACUCUGCAGCAUUCAGCAGGUUGAAGAAGUGAAGUGUUUGAUAAGAGUCAUACCCAUUUGGAUCUCGGCCAUGAUCUACUACAUAGCCUUAGUCCAACAGCAAACCUACGUAGUCUUCCAAGCCCUUCAAUCUGAUCGACGCCUCUGGAGCUUGAACUUCAAGAUUCCAGCCGCCACUUAUAUUAUAUUCUCGAUGAUCACCCUCACUAUCUGGAUUCCUAUCUACGACAGGAUGAUCAUCCCGUGCCUAAGGAAGUUGACGGGAAAAGAAGGCGGGAUCACACUUCUCCAGAAGAUGGGAAUCGGCAUAUUCCUGGCCGUGAUCACGAUGCUUAUAUCAGCCAUUGUUGAGAACAAAAGGAAAACUUUGGGACUGACUGAGCCCAUUGGGAUUGACCCAAGGAGAGGCGCAAUUUCUUCUAUGUCAGGAUUAUGGUUGGUGCCUCAGCUGGUAAUGGGAGGAUUGUCUGAAGCAUUCACUAUCAUCGCUCAAAUUGAAUUUUACUACAAGCAGUUCCCGGAAAACAUGAGAAGCAUUGGCGGGUCGCUCUCUUUUGUGGGGUUUGCAAUGUCAAAUUACUUGAGUAGCUUGCUGAUAUCCAUCGUUCACCAGGUCACAAAAGGAGGAGAAGCAAAUGGUGACUGGUUGCCUCAAGAUCUUAACAAGGGAAAGUUGGACUACUUUUAUUAUCUGGUUGGUGUAUUGCAGGCAUUGAACUUAGGUUACUUCAUAGUAUUUGCUAGGUGGUAUAAGUACAAAGGAAGCAGCAUUAGCACUAGUGUUGAAGUCGAUACGGAGAAAUUCAACUCGGAAAGAGUUAUUGUUUGAUCCAUCACGCCAUUCGGACACAAUUAAGAACGUCAAAAGGCUAUAAUUCCCAGUCCAGUGUCUAAGUAAAUGCAAUCUGGUGUGGCUUGUUUGGAGUAACGAUUGCAAGACGGCACGACCUUGGAUCAGAUUGAAAGAUAACUCACCGACUUCAUAGCAUCUUGUUCGUGCCUCAGUCUUUCAUCAGUUUUCUAGAAUAUGUUUCACCUAA
Molecule: messenger RNA, 2046 nt
Organism: Syzygium oleosum
Lineage: Eukaryota; Viridiplantae; Streptophyta; Magnoliopsida; Myrtales; Myrtaceae
Product: protein NRT1/ PTR FAMILY 2.11-like
Exons: 4
Coding region: 66-1835 (589 amino acids)
Biological process (GO): transmembrane transport
Cellular component (GO): plasma membrane
Molecular function (GO): transmembrane transporter activity
Source: RefSeq, a predicted model, not a curated record